This is a messenger RNA of Halichondria panicea, 1629 nucleotides long. Its product is annotated as TNF receptor-associated factor 5-like. Gene Ontology annotation, biological process: signal transduction; regulation of apoptotic process. The record is from RefSeq and is a predicted model, not a curated record. Bases 71 to 1471 code for a protein of 466 amino acids. The transcript is spliced from 2 exons. Gene Ontology annotation, molecular function: zinc ion binding; protein binding. Lineage: Eukaryota; Metazoa; Porifera; Demospongiae; Suberitida; Halichondriidae.
UAGGAUCAUGUGAUUUGUGCUAUUUAGACAUGUGCAGAUCUUAGUUGACUGACAAGAUCAAGUUCUUACGAUGGCCUCAAUCCUCGACACCAGCGACGAUGACUUUGAUGAAGAUGUACCCCCCAGCCACUACAUCAGCGAUUUUAGCUUUCUAGAUGUACCCAACAUCAGCGACUUAAUCAUUCAAGAUGUAGCUAGAUCCAGCUCUGGAGGCUAUGACUACCAGUUUGUGGAGGAGCCCUCUGAUGACCUCAAGUGUCUGAUUUGCCUGUGUGUGGCCAGGGACCCUCAACAACAUGGGGACGGGGGCUGUGGGAAAAUAUUCUGUACUAGCUGUAUCGUCAAGUAUAAGGAAACGAAUGACAAGUGCCCAAACUGUCGAAAAGUUAUAACUACUUUCAAAGAUGAAAGGAGCAAUAGGGACAUCCAGUCAUUGAAAGUUAAAUGCACAAAUCGUAACGACGGCUGUCAGUGGGUGGGUGAGCUACGAUAUGUGGACGAGCAUCUCAAGACCUGUGACUAUGCCAAGCUGCGCUGUCCCAAUAGAUGUGGAGGAGGCAUUGUUCAAAUGUUAAAUGUCGGAGGAACGCAAUUGUUUCGUAAAGACCUCCAAAAGCACCUUAAUAACGAGUGUCCAUGUCGUCAGUACAGCUGUCCCCACUGCCAGGAGACUGGUGAGUACCAAGAUAUCACCGGAGAGCAUAUUAAGAUCUGUUCUAAGAUAAUCAUUGAGUGUUCCAAUGCUCCUCACUGCAAGACAACGUUUCCAAGAGAAACUAAACACACCCAUCUCUCCACCUGCCAGUAUCAAGUGGUGGCCUGCAAAUACAGUGAGUUUGGGUGCGAAAUGAUACCAUUUAGAAAAGAUCUCCAAAAUCACGAGAACGACGACAAUGCACACCUCCGUAUUGCCAUGACAACAGUACUAUCACUAAGGAAACAAUGCAUGCUAAACACACAGUUGCAUUGUUCUAACAUGAAGGAUCAGCUAGGCCUUAUUACGAUAUUCAAGAUGCUCUCUUUUAAAGAAAAACAAACAAACAAUAUCGAAUUUUUCAGCGAUCCAUUUUUUUCCCACCCCAGAGGAUACAAAAUAGUCAUCAACAUUGAUGCAAAUGGUUACGGGAAUAAUAAAGGCACUCAUGUCUCAGUGUGGGUUUAUCUAAUGAGGGGAGAAUACGAUGAUCAACUCGAGUUCCCAUUCAAAGGCACUAUCAAGUUUGAGCUACUCAAUCAGCUGGAGGACAAGAACCACCAUUGUGAAUCAUACACGCUUGAUAGCACGGAUACUAAGAGAGUAAUUGAUCGAGAGAGGUCUAGCCAAGGAGGCGGUAAGCAAGCAUUCAUCCCUCACGGAGACCUAGGACACAACGCCACCAAGAACUAUCAGUACCUCCAGGAUGAUUGUCUAGUGUUUCGAAUCUCCGUUGAUGUGCCAUCCUACAAACCAUGGCUGCAAUGCACCAACUAACUAACUACUGUAGAGAGCUAAUAACCGUACACAACUAUCUAUAAUACUCAUUGUACCACGUGUGGUAACUAGAACGAAGGCUGAAUAUACAGUAUAGUUAACGUACAUCUUAAAUUGCUACAGUUAAUUUUGUGUUUUAUUUACAAUAGAUGCUCUUA